GUAAUGUGUUGGUAUUGAAAUGGACUCUCGACACUGUGGCUUUCAGCCAAUAAUAGGAAUAGAGGCCACUGCAUCUUUUUGAAAGGAUGUUUAUAAACAUGAAUGUGCUUGGGCAUCAGUUCAAUUUUAGAAUCAUAUGAACCUAGGACUGUUAUUCACUGCUUUAAGUGUAAGAAAAUGCAGUUGUUUUCUCUUGGAAACGUGACAGACUGGGCUAUCAGUGGUGUAGAUCACAGUAUCGAAGGAAACGGUGGACCAGACUGUGUGAAGUAUCUUUCUCCCAACAGAAGAUUAUACGAAACAAUAUUUGCCACUAUAUUAGCAUUAAUUUACCUUUAUUGGGGCGUAAGAAGAAUUCACAUACCGGCAGUUCCAGAAAUUUCAAAACAAGAUCGAGGUGGCAGGAGAUCUUUAUUGAUGCUGAUGUGUUUAGUUUUAGGAAUGGAAAUUGGUUUCAAAUUUUCAUCUAAAACAGUGAUAUAUUUUUUAAAUCCUUGCCAUGUAGUCACUAUGAUACAAAUAUUUCUGCUUUCGGUUCCACCUUCUCGUUUGGUAACAACUCUCUUCAGAAUACAAAUCCACUGUUUAAAUGGUCCUCUUCUGGCAAUAUUCUUUCCAGUACUUAAUACUCGUGAGCUACCUAUGGAAUUGGAAUCUUACUGGAUUCAACACAUAUUGAUGCUGAUUAUUCCUUUCUAUCUUCUACGUACUGGAAUGAAUGGUGCCUAUACAGUGGAAUGUUUGAAAGAUUUCAGUUGGACUGCUAUGACAUUAGGAAUCCUUUUUCUGUAUCAUUUCAUUUUGCUUCAGAUUUUGGGAAUUGUUACCCAAGUUAAUUUGAAUAGCAUGGUCUGUCCGGCAGUGUCCGAUCCGUUCCGGGGUCAGAAUUAUCGUCUCUGGGCCAUCGGUCACCAGACACUCUUGGUGUUAAUAGCCGGAAAAUUGUACACAAUAAUUUCUCUGACUUUGCUUCAGAUAACGGGUUCAUUGGAAUGGAACGGAGAAAAGUACAUCGUCCUAGUCAAGACCAAAGACAGACAGUUCUGUCCUAUCUGCAGCGCGUGCGUUCAGGAAAAUAAUUGUAAUGCCGACGAAGUAAAAAUUAAGGAAGAGUAAUAGUCACACCAAAAAAAUUAAUGUCAUUAUUUGUAAGUGACAUUUUAUGCAAUUUUUUUCGCAAAAUGGGUUAGUUAUUAAUUUAUUAUAAUAUAUAAACACUUUGACAUAAAUCUCAUUAAAACACAAAAGACAUAAAUUUGUAUGAUAUAUAUUAAAAAAUUUAUAGAAGUAAUGUCUUCUUCCACUAAUGUGCCAUUGGUUACUCUAGUUUAUUAUGCAAAAUAAGUACUUAUUUUAUAAAUAGUCAUACAGUAAAUGUCCUAAUAUAUAUCAAAAUAGAUGUACGAGAUGGUCUUUUUUUAUGCAUUUCGAGUUAAAAGUAAUUAUCACUUUAUAAGCACUAAAAAUCAGCACUUUAAAUUUUAAAACCAUUUAAUUUGUAAUGAUUUUAUACUCAUCGACCUAAAAAAAAAAAAUAAUGUAUAUAAAUGAUAUAGUACAUUACAUUGUAUAGAAAUACAAAUAUUGAACUUGUACAAUUUUGAUGUAUAAAUGUUGCGUUAUUUAUAUGAGAAAGAAUGUUAAAAUAGAAUUGAUAUUUGUAUUAGAAUAGUGUGGAUUUACUAACUGUAGGAAAAGUUGAAAGGAAAUUUCAAAGACGAUAGAGCUAACGGCUACAUGAUAACUUACGGAAGAUUCCUAAUUUCGUCGAGGGUCUUCCACAUUAUAUCAAGUUUACCAAAUUUCUGAAUGGGGCAUUGCAGUCGUAUAUCAAUUUAAAAUGCUUAUUCACCAUUGAGAACAUAAUUUUGUACUCAAUAGUGAAUAAAUAUUUUAAUGGACAACAAAAGACAUAUUGUUGUGCAUAUUAUUAGCUUUAAUUCUUUCUGUCCAAUUUAUUUGGCUUAAACACACUUGAUAUAUUUUAAUUUCUGCAGAUAUAAACAAGUAGAUUUGCCAUUCAUUCUUAUUACAUAUGUCACAAAAAAUGAUUUAAAAGUAUAAAACAUUGUUUUAUACAUUUCUUUUUGGAGAUUGAAACAUAAAUGAGCGCUCGCUUCUUUCUUUUGCAAAUGUUGGAACUAAUUAUAAAAAUUUAAACGUAACUUUCCUAUGAAAACUUUAGUUAGUAAAUACUUUUCUUGAUUAUCAAUUUAUAAGCUAUUUAUAUCAUAAGAUUGAAUUAACUAAAGUCAAAUUCAGUUUCCUACUGAAUAACAAUUCACACACAACAUUCCUUUAUAUAAUAAAUUGCUUAAAAGCUGAAUAAACAAUUCUAAUUAUUCAUUAGUAAUCAUUACAAACAUAAUUUCAAGAAAUGUUUGAAAAAAGUCUUAUGGGAGAUGAGUUUUAUUCUAGAAAAGUAAGGCAUAAUGUUACUAUUGAGGCUCAUGAUUUAUGCCUUAUAUUUUACACUGUGAUAAAAGCACAAGGCAAAGACAAACUUCACAUUUAGAUUUGAGUGCAAUAAAAUAAGACAAAUAAGAAGAAAAACAAGGGGGAGAAUUUGUUUUCAAAACCUAUAUCAAUAAAUAUUUGGAUAAAGCUAUGACAUUGGAGUUUUGAUAAAUGUAUAAACUCCAAUGUUACAGGUUAAUUCUAGAAUACGUGAAAACAUAUCUGAAUGAUUUUUAACUAUUAAGUUUGAAUUGUUUGUUUAAUGAUUAUUAGUGAAAGGUAGUUAAGUGAACAGAAAGAAAUUCCUAAUUUAUAGAUAGUUUAACAACCAUUUAAAAGAUAUAUUCUUUUUCAUUAUUUUAAAGUUCUGAUUUGAAUUUUCUAAACAUAUUAAAAUAUUUUUGUAGCAAAUUCUGGCUUGAUUGAACUUCUCGUCAAGCCAGAUUCCAUUUGUAUUAUUCUGAACAAAAUGGCAUAUUUUUUCGAAGAAAACUAAACAGAUUUUAUAAUUGAAUAUAAGCACUUUCAAGGUAAAUUUUUUUUUUUUUAAUUUAAAAUUAAUAUAUGUAAUUCUAAAACUGAUUUAUGAUUAUACUAGAGGUGAGACUAAAAUAACUUGUGCAUUAUUAUUAUUAUUUUGUUCUGUUAUAAUGAAAUUUUUGAAGUAAAGUCGAACGUUUUGUUUGAAAUGUUUCAUAGAGGUACGCAUUGUUUUAGAAGUCAAAUAUUUACAUAAUUUAAACAUUUCAAACAAAGUAUUUUUUAAUAAAACUGAAUGUUUUAUUAUACAUUUUUAAAAGAAUGUAUUAGUUAUAAAGAUUACAACAAUAACAACUUAUUUUAAAAGAUUAUUUUAUAGAUUUUAUAUAUAUAUACAUUUUAUUAAUGUACUUUGUAAACUUUCCAACCACAAGAAUAUAUAUAUAUAAGGAACUUUCACAUUCCAAAUUUUAAAUUGUAAACUAGUCUAUGCUUUAAACAAACUGUCUGUUUCCCAAGAUUCCAUUUGUCUCAGUCAAUUUUGUUUUACUUUGAUAAUUUUCUAAGAACACUCUUUCAUUUCUGAUAUUUAUUGUCAGGCUCUUAUUUCGAAAAUAAAUUUCCUGGUAUAAUUGGUCACAUUAAAAACAAUUUGGUGGGUAUGUUCUUGAGACAUAUAUAUACUGUCAUUUCGGACAAAUCUGGAAGUAAACCUAGUGGAUUUGUAUCUGGGGGACAGGAAAAGUAAGAGAAAUCAAAACUUAUAAUUUGAAAAUAAGUUUUAUUCCAUCAAAAUAAGAGUUAAAAUAUGUAUAGUAAGCAAAUAAGUGUAGUGAAUACAGAUCAGAUGAGCUGUUUCUGAAUUUGACCUUCAGAAUAAGAUGAAUCAAGUUCUGAAAAUUUAUUAAUGGAUUCCUUUAUUCAUUAGUAAAAUUCCUGAUUUACGAAAAUUGAAUUUUUCAUUGAUUCACCUAAAAAAUUGUUUUUAAUUUAAAUAAUUUAUUCGUAUUUUUGUAGUUUUAUUCAAGUUUAAGUGUGUUGUUUUAUUGUGAAAAUCAAACGUUUUCAGACUAUCUAUUCCUUUUCAAUCUUUCUCAAAUGUAAUUUUUUAAAUUAAUCUCAUUUUUAGCUUAUUUAAAGGUCGAAAGAUCAUUCAAAUCAUUAAUAGUUACCAUUUAAAGAAGGUUGAAGAUAUUUUUAACCUAGCUUUAAAUAACAACCACCUGACAAUUUUCAUAUCUUUAACUGUUUAAAGAUCUCAACAGAGAAUUGUUUGUACAUACAAUUUUCCUUGAUUAUUGGAUAGUUUUUCAUUGAGACUUAUUUAGUCUCCUUAUUCACAAAAUUAGAAUGAAAUUCUUAAUUGUUUAAAGACAGGAAGGCAUUACAAAUGCUUUUAUUCAUAAGUAUUUAAUUUAAAGAAUUUUUUUUCUUUCUUAUGAUGAAUAGUCUGCAACUUUCUUUUCCACUUAAGUACAAAAUAAUAAAUGUAAUAAGUAUAUAAGAGAUUGCCAAAGGUUAACAAGCAUGAUACACUAUAAUAAAAUAUUAUAUAAUAUGAAACGAGGGUGGUAGAUCGAUAUUAAAGUAUGGAGAUUUUCCGAGCUGUCGGAAUUUCCUUACAUGGAGGAAUAAAUUUUGAAAACUGCCAUAAAGCUUUCAACUUUUCCUAACUUAAUAUUUAAUAAGAAAACUCUGUGAAAAAGUUUAUAGUCACAAUCCCUUUCUAUUGGUAGAAAUUAAAUUGUAAGAAAUUCGACUAAAGUUUUGAUCGGAAUAACUUCUUUUAAGACUUUAAAUAAGUUUUUUAGGAUAAAGUUUUAUUACAUUAUUCGUAUAGACCAGUGAUUCCCAAAGCGGGAUCUACCUCCCUCUUGAGAGCUGUAGAAGACUCUGGGCAGUGCUGGAAGGCAAGAGGUGAUAAAGGUGUUGGGCACUACCAUCCCUUUGGGGUAAUAGAAGACUGAAGGACACUGAAGACAAGGGGGUGAUAGGGGUGUUGGAAGACAGAGGAGACAAAAAUUAAUUUUGAAACAAUAAAUAUGUAGCAUACAUGUACUAAAAAGGGGCAGUAGUCCGAAAAGUUUGGGAAACACUGGUAUAGACUAUGUAUUAUACGUGACAAUAUAGAUAAUAUAUUUAAAGAAAUUGUUAUAAUAAGAGAAUUAUGUUUAAUAUAUAUUAAUUUAAAUGCUAUUUAAACUAUUGUUAUAAAUGAAUCAGAUGUAAAGGUAUUUAUAAUGGAAUACAGUGGAAUUUCUGAUUUGACAUUUAAGGGACCAUUUGUUUAAGAAUUCGUAAGACAUAUUACAAAUCGUCAACCGACCGUUUUGGGAUGUGUUUUAUGCAACAUUUUUUGUAUUAAUUCGGGUGAGACUCAUCGAAAAAACUAAAAAAAAGGUCACGAUUCAUUUUGUGCCGUUUGUAACAAAUUAUUUUAAUGUAAAGCCAUUUAUUUUGUUUUACCUUAUCUCGAUGUAUUUACUGUAUCAUUAAUCGUGAGAGAGACCAUUAAAGCACCGAAGUUGUACUCGA
Molecule: messenger RNA, 5472 nt
Organism: Centruroides sculpturatus (bark scorpion)
Lineage: Eukaryota; Metazoa; Arthropoda; Arachnida; Scorpiones; Buthidae
Product: transmembrane protein 164-like
Exons: 6
Coding region: 103-1116 (337 amino acids)
Source: RefSeq, a predicted model, not a curated record